Molecule: messenger RNA, 2463 nt
Organism: Ctenocephalides felis (cat flea)
Lineage: Eukaryota; Metazoa; Arthropoda; Insecta; Siphonaptera; Pulicidae
Product: WD repeat-containing protein 78-like
Biological process (GO): cilium movement
Cellular component (GO): axonemal dynein complex
Molecular function (GO): dynein light chain binding; dynein heavy chain binding
Source: RefSeq, a predicted model, not a curated record
AUGACCUUAAGAAGCACUGCAAUACUUGUAGAAGUCGAUGAGCCUCCAAAUGAACCGGACUUGCCAGAAAUUGUUGUUGAACCUGAUGUUGCACCGGAACCUCCAAAAUCUGAAGUGGAACCUCCAGCUGAGCCUGCAGAACCAGCUGUUGUUGCUGAUGUAGAUGGCAUGCCAGUGGAAGGAUUAAUUUCUGUCCCUGUGUCUUCAAAGUCAGAAAGCGAGGGCCAGGACCAGGAAGCACAUCAGUUUGGGAGUAUAGCUAAAGAACCGACGAGAGACGCAUCGGGAUCAAUUUCCGGAGAUGGUAAAAAAAAGCGAGACAAAAGAAGAAAAUCUAAGGAGAAAGCCAUACAUGCUGGACUAAAUCUAAGAGCUAAUUACAAAGUCAUUGUUGACGGUCAAGAUGUCACACCAAAAACUUUAUAUGAUAACACUUAUCAAGGAUUUGAAGAGAAACAACUUAUUGCAUUGGAUUUAGUGACAGGUGUUCAAUCCCAGCUGGUGGGAUAUGGUACUGGUUUAAUAGCAGGAGAUGGUUCUGAAGAUGGAGCAGCCAAAAUCAGCAAUAUUUUCCAUGAUCCAAAUCUGAAACCAUUGUCUUUUGAUAUGCACAGUACAGAUUUAGACGAAAUGACGACUUUGGAAUAUGAAAUAUCGACUAAACCUGAUGUUGUCGAUGAUGGCAUGGAACGGGCCCCUUCGCCCUUCAAUAUACCAAAAAUACCAGAACCCACAACUUGGCCGAAAUCUUUUAGUCUUGUACUUAAGGAAACUGAAACUAUUUUUUUGUUCGACAUGCAGAGUGAAACUGUUGAGAAAGGUUCUUACGAAGCUGAACAGGUAGAAGCUGAUAAUGAGUUAUACGAAUAUCUUACCGAAGGCAAAGGUCGAAAGCGCAAAAUGACCUCGCAGUACACUCAAACUCCUUUGCUGCUCACAAAAAGCCGUUACACUUUAGCUGAACGAAGUACUACUCGAAAUAGUGAAACAUUUGCCAGUGAAUGGGAAAUGUUGGACACCUAUACAGCUAUUGAAGAAGCUGCCAAAAAUGUGGUAAUUUUAGACCCAGAAGAUUCACAAAGUCCCUACAUGAUUCAUCACGCCAAAUUAAAAUUGGAAACGGUGCAGAACGAAUUGGAGAAAGAAGCUAUACAGGCACAGCAGAUCAUAAAUAAACCUAGCUUUAAAAGUGCUUUGAUGGUAAUUGAACGCUUAUUGGCUAGUAAUGUUUAUGAAGAAUGCCAAAAAAAAUUUAGAGGUUUAAUAGUAUCUGAUCCCACCAGGUUAGACCUUAAAUAUAACUACAGAUUAGAUUUAUUGUGGACUUUAAUAACCCAAUACCAAGGACGAAGUGUAAACGGCGUUAAAUGGAAUCCAGUAAACGAAGAUGUUCUGGCUGUGGGUUAUGGAAGAUUUUACUACGGUGAUCCACAAACAGGAUUAGUUGCAAUAUGGAACAUCAAAAAUCCAACGCAACCUGAGAGGGAGUUUUCCUUUAAAACUCCAAUAACAUCACUCGCCUUCUCCCAAGCUAAUCCACAUUUACUAGCUGUUGGUUUCUACGAUGGCGAUGUGAUCGUUAUAGAUAUAUCCUGUUCAGAAUUGUGUAUCGUAAGUCAAAGUGACAGAUUCAAAUCCCGCACCUUUGAGCCGAUAUGGCAAAUAAAAUGGUACAACGAUGAAUAUUCAGAUUCGGAAUUCGUCAUGUGCACUGGCCAAGAUGGUAGAAUCAGUCGUUACCAGAGGACCAAAACUACAGAAAUGGUGUAUUCCCAGUUAAUGCGUGUUUGUCGUUUGGAAGGCGAAGUGCAAGGUGUCCACAGGCCUAGGCGUUGCAUAAGCGACGAGGUCAAUAUCUGUAGAUAUCCGGCCGCGUUGGUUUUAAGAAGACACCCGACAAGCCGUGACAUAUAUUUUAUAGGCACUGAUGAGGGUUGUUUGUACAAAUGCUCAAUCAACUACCCAAAUCAGCACCUGGCUGUAAUUUUAGCCCAUACAGGUCCAAUAUUUGCAAUUGAAUUUUCACCUUUUGCUAGGAAGAUUUAUCUAACUUGCGGAGGAGACUGGUAUUUCCGUUUAUGGGCGGAAGGAAUCGAUACUCCGAUUUUGUCUAUGAAAACAGGCAUGUGCCCAGUUCAGAGCAUAAGUUGGAGCCCUAUACAUUCCUAUAUAGCAUGUGCUACCGGAAACACUGUGCAAAUGUGGGAUUUGAGCCGCAAAAUGUUUUCUCCAUCUGGCGUAACGGAACUAGAAGCAUUAGUGACCAUAGUGAACUUUACCAGUUCUGGAAAUAGUAUCGUAGUCGCCACUGUGGAAGGAGCUGUCCACACUUUUACUUUAGAAGACAUGCCGUAUCCUCCAUACUAUCAAAGCAAAUUGUUGAUUUCCUGCAUUAAAAAGGCUCUUAUCGGCAACCCUGAAUUGGUAAAAGACCUAGAGAAACUAAACUUGGAUAAAAACUGA